UCAACUCCAUCUGUACACAUUCCCUUUCUCAUUACCACACUCUCACACUCACCCUCACCCUUACUCUUAUUUACACGAGAACUGUCUAUUAUUGCUUAGUCACUCGUCUGUCCAGUAGUCAAGGAGAGUUUCUUUCUUUUUUGAGAUCCUGGUAACAAUGGAACCCAAGCGUGUCAUUGUCACCUAUUGCGAUGAGAGCGGUAAUUGGGCUGGUAUCGAAAAGGACCUUGCAGCAAGGCUGCCGUUGCGCAACUUGGUUUGGAAGCCAAGUAACAAUAGGACCAAACGGAAUAUCGCCAUGCUGGACGUGGAAUUCAAACGUUUCACACCUGAAUCCUCUAAGAACCUACCGCCAGUGACUCUGCUGCAGAACCCAUACCUCAAUCUAUAUUUUGUCAAUUGCGAGGAUAAUGAAACAUACAGGACCACAGUUAAGCAGCAGAUUCGGGAUUGGAUCAAUCUUAUCACAUCAAAGAAAAAUCAGGAAUGGCUCAUUGUGCACAUUAGCAGUCAGGAGAGCGCAAGGGCUGCAAAGUUCUUGAGGGCCUCUGUCCUAGAUAGAAUUAAAGCCGACUUCAACACUGGCAAACGAGACAGGGUUGCACAAGUCAGGAUGGCAGAUACAGAGAUGUCUGAAAUGGAAUUAUGGGCAGAAUUUACAGAAAAGAUGAAAGAAGGAAUACUGACAAGCUUUGAUCAACAUGUUCUGACCUUUGAAGAAGAUAUUCGUCGCUUGGACUCACAGCGACAAAUGCCCGGAUGGAAUUAUUGUACAUUUUUUAUUUUGAAAGAAGGCCUCACCAAUGCGUACGAGAUGAUGAACUUGCAUGAGGAAGCUCUACGACAGUAUGAUGAACUGGAAGCUUCAUUUUUCCAAAUCCUUCGAGAUAAUGCGCUUACUUGGUAUGGGAAGUUUGGCGGGAUGCAGGAAGGAGACAAUGACGCUAAUUUACUGGACCUCAACAGGAAGCCCUAUAGGGAUUUAAUAAUGCAGAACACUAUCUCAGUAUUUGAUUUCAGGACAUAUCUGUUUGGGCGACAAUGUAACUUGCUAUUCCGACUGAGGCGGCCAGUAGAGAUUUGCCAUAGAGCAUUAAUCUUUAUCCCAUCAUUUGCCCGUACUGUUCGAGAGCAUGUGCUAAACCUCACAGAGAAUUUUCUGGAAUCAUGGAUUUACACAGCAUGUAUGUCUAUAGUAAACGAAUGUGACGAGACUAUCCCAUUAUCCACAGAUGAUCCUCACACGAUGGUCUCGCUGGACGGCGCGAAGGCUGAGCUUCUGCAACUGGCGCGUCAACAGCUGGACAAGCUUGGCAUUCAACAUGGACGACUCCCGAAGGAGUUACCUUUCACAAUGUCUUUGGGCUACGAUAAUACUGACUCACCAACGCCAGAGGAAGUGGAAAAGAGACCAAUGCCUAAUGAGCUUCAGGAAGCCGUUUCAUCUGAUGAGACAUUUGACGCCGUAUACAUGAGCGUUUCUGCAAGAGCAAUUAGGGGUUAUGAUGGGAGUGGACGCCGCCGUUCAUCAUUACUUUUACAUGGUGAUGUGGCUGCUCUUCAAUACUAUAGGAAAAAAUAUGCGGAAGCUGCACGGAUUUUGGAAUCCAUUACAUGGCGAUAUGGACAUAAUCACUGGACAGUACUUGAGAAUGAAUUGGUGAUCAAGCAUGCCAAGUGUCUGAAAGAGUUGGGCGAGACAGUCAAAUAUGCUGAGGCAUGUCUAACACUGUUGAGAAACAUGGAUGACCUCAAGGACGAAGACAAAUUGUAUUAUUCGAACGAAUUGUUCAGCACAGUGACAUCCAAGGAACUGAAGCAGGAAAUACACCAUGAAUUUGCGCCAAUGUUCACAGUUAAGGUUGUAUCUGUAGUAGACAUUCUUCAAGAUGACGAUGGCUCAUAUGUUGAUGUCAUGAUUGAGAAUAAGUUACCCAAAGACAUUGAAUUCAACAAAUUAUCAGUAAGGAUGGUGAGCGGUGAAGUCGAUGAGCUGUGGUUUACUCUCCGCCAUGGGAUCAUGCAUCCUGGGAAAAACACAUUCCGCGUAACAUGCGAGACAUCAGCAUCUGGGACCUAUGUUCUAGAGAAAGUACAUCUGAAAACCGGGAAGUUGGUGUUCUGGUAUGACUUUUUGCAGGAGAGCAGAAAACGCAAUUUCCGAGUUGACUCGCAUCCAAAGGCAUUGAGGGCUACUAUUACACGACCUCAGGAAAUGGAGCUGGGCCAGACAAGCACAUUUGUGGUUCAUGUGUCAAGCGGGCGUAAUCAAGUUGCAGAGGCUAGCCUUAGUUUGUUCUCUGUUUCUGAUGGUAUCUCGCUACUCAAGGCUCCUGUACUGAAGUAUACUAAGGUGACGGCUGUUGAAAAUGGAGAUUCCUCAAAGGGUGAAAUCACUUUUGAAAGCUACGAAGUCAUUCCGUUGCCCGUAUUUGGCCCCAACGAGACCCUGGCCAUUACUGUUCCAUAUGAGACGCACCAGACAGCGACAGAGCAUCCGAUAAAAAUGGCAAUCCAUUACCUCACACCUAACUCAAAACGGCAUUCUUUCAGACUUACAACCAGUAUUGACACAGUGCUUCCAUUGCAAGUCUCUCAUUCAAUCAUCUGGAGGGACGAUUGCCUCAAUUUGAAACUUGACUUGACAUGUACAAGCUUUGUCCCAAUUCGCAUAUUAAACGUUGACCUUCACCAUCCUUCUCGGAUUAAAGAAAUCAAGCAGGCGCCAUUUGCAGGGGAAAUGACCUUGUUCCCUAGACAACAUGCUACCUUCGUCUUCAAGAUAUCUCGCUCAAUAGAUGCAAAAGAUGCAGAUUUGCCGGCUCAGUUCAUUGUUACUUAUCACAGCUUACGAGAUGAAGUGGAAAAGGCUCUAACUUCAAUUGUCGAGACAGACUUGGCUAAAAUGCAACUUGAGCAACACGCGCUUUUCCUUACAUCACAUCUUAAGAGACACUUACUCAAAGGAAUUGAUUAUAUGGCAUAUGGUAUAUCGGACCAGCUGGAAUUGCCACCAUUAGAUGUUGGUAGCUGUGAGACUAUCUUGGCAUAUCAUGAUCCUAAGAUCCGAGAAACCCUGAUUAGCAUCUUAAAAGACCUCUUCUCAGAUAAUAAGCGAUUUGAUUAUGAUCAAAUCAUGACAUUGACUUCGUCCAACCGACCACUACAGAUUUCAUUCCCUGUACCGCUUCCUACUUCACAAUUGCUGACAACAGUGGAGACAGUGGUAGAUGAUUCACAGGAGUUGACUGUAGGUUCACCAGCAACAUUCAAGCUGGUAAUCAAGAACUCUGCGUACUGGAAUCCAAACAAAGACAAGGAUCAGGUCAAUGAUUUCUAUUAUGAAAUCUUGGUAGACUAUGAGAACUGGUUGUUAUGUGGCCAUAGGAAACGACUGUUCAGUGCAAAGCCUGGGAUGACUACGACGCACGCAGUGUCACUGGUGCCAUUGAAGACAGGUCCGUUGCAUGUACCCAAAAUCCAGGUGACGAGUGCGACGAGCAGUGUGUAUAACCAGAUGGCGUAUGUAAAUGAGGCGGAGCAAGUGCUGAUUAAACCAAGGACUACGACGUCCACCUUCUUUAUUGAUCAACAACGGGGCGUACAUAUUUCAGGCAACAUGGUAGACCGGUGAAGUAAGGGAUUGCUCAUUAUCUCAUUAUCUGAAAAGAAGGAAUAAAACGUGAACCAUCCAAUGUAACACUGUUGCCACCAUAUCAAAUCAUAUCACGAG
This is a messenger RNA of Lobosporangium transversale, 3733 nucleotides long. RefSeq lists its product as hypothetical. NCBI's taxonomy places the organism in Eukaryota, Fungi, Mortierellomycota, Mortierellomycetes, Mortierellales, Mortierellaceae. Gene Ontology annotation, biological process: early endosome to Golgi transport; intra-Golgi vesicle-mediated transport. Gene Ontology annotation, cellular component: TRAPPII protein complex. The transcript is spliced from 17 exons. Bases 158 to 3634 code for a protein of 1158 amino acids. The record is from RefSeq and is a predicted model, not a curated record.